AUGUCUUCAAACACAACCGUUCUCAUUACAGGUGCAAGCCGCGGCAUCGGUCAAGGCUUCGUUGAGACGUAUCUCAACCUGCCGAAUACCACAGUCGUGGCAGCAGUCCGAAGUGCUGCAUCUGCAGAACCACUUCAAGCGCUGGCAAAAGCUUCCGGCAGCCGUCUUGUUGUUAUCGAGAUUAAUGUCGCAUCCUUUGAGACUAUCAAACAGGGCAUUGCCUCCUUGAAGUCUGAGCACAAUAUUGAUAGCCUUGAUAUUGUUCUUGCCAAUGCUGGCAGUGUCAACAUGAGCCCUAAGGUCGCUGAGUUCAAGAUACCUUCAGACAUCCAGCCUUUUGUUGACGCCAACGUGUAUGGCCAGUUAGAGCUGUACAAUGCUGUUGCGCCGUUGCUGCGUAAAUCAAACAAAACAACAAAACCUAAAUUCAUGUACAUGUCUAGUGUGGUUGGAAGCUUGACAUCAAUGAACAAUAUGCUUGAAUUGUCAGCUUAUGGCGCAAGUAAAGCCUUCGGUAAUUUCCUCUUCAAGUGGCUGUCCCUUGAGCAGCAAGACAUCGUCCUAUGGGCGCAACAUCCAGGUGCGGUUGCGACGGCCGGCGCCAUUGAAAGUUUCCCAGCCCUCAAGGCGAAGGGGAUUGACCCGGACCUGUUUUUUGUCUCGGUGGAGCAGGCCUGCAAAAGUAUCUUGCAGAUUAUUGAUAGCGCCACGUUGGAGAAGACGCACGGCAAAUUUCUCGGUCCCGAUGGCGAGGAGAUUCCAUGGUGA
Messenger RNA from Boeremia exigua, 768 nucleotides. RefSeq lists its product as uncharacterized. Bases 1 to 768 code for a protein of 255 amino acids. Lineage: Eukaryota; Fungi; Ascomycota; Dothideomycetes; Pleosporales; Didymellaceae. The transcript is spliced from 4 exons. The record is from RefSeq and is a predicted model, not a curated record. Gene Ontology annotation, molecular function: oxidoreductase activity.